Molecule: messenger RNA, 2596 nt
Organism: Labeo rohita (rohu)
Lineage: Eukaryota; Metazoa; Chordata; Actinopteri; Cypriniformes; Cyprinidae
Gene: mlphb
Product: melanophilin b
Exons: 15
Coding region: 94-1815 (573 amino acids)
Biological process (GO): intracellular protein transport
Cellular component (GO): cortical actin cytoskeleton
Molecular function (GO): actin binding; myosin binding; small GTPase binding
Source: RefSeq, a predicted model, not a curated record
AACACAGCAGUUUGGUUUUCUGCCUGAAACUGGUCAGCUGAAAUCCCACUGGACUACCACAGGCUGCUGAAUCAGGCUUCCUCAUUCUACCGGAUGAGAUUUAAGAUGAUGCCCAGCAGCAGUAAUGGGAAGAAUUUGGAUCUUUCCAGGCUGACAGAUGACGAGGCCAAGCACGUCUGGCAGGUGAUCCAGAGAGAUUUCCACCUGCGAAAGAAAGAAGAGAAUAGACUAGGGGAACUCAAGACCAAAAUAAUGAAAGAGGAUACCAAGAGAGAGCUGCUGGAAUAUCAGCCUAAACUCAGCGAUUCUCUCUGCAUCCGCUGUCUGCAGCCUUUCAAAUUCCUUGUCAACAGCAAGCGCCAGUGUCUGGACUGCAAACUAUUUGUCUGCAAGUCCUGCAGCCAUUUUAACAAGAAGGACCGCGGCUGGGUUUGUGAUCCAUGCCACAUGGCCAGAAUCCUUAAGAUUGGCACUCUGGAAUGGUUCCAUGAGAAUGUACGCUCUCGCUUCAAGCGUUUUGGGAGUGCAAAGGUCAUGAAUUCUCUUUUCAAGAGGCUGAACAGUGACCGUGCCUCCUCUCAAACUGAUCUCAGAGAGCCUCGAGAUGAUGACACGCACAGCAUGCCUGAAGUUCACACUGGUUCUCUGUAUAGCCAGGAAGAUGAGCAGUCUGAGAGGGUCGACAGACGCCACUUCAGCCUGAUGAGAAAAGGCAGACGGCUACUCCCCGUUGAUCCCCUUGAUUUUAAUCUUGGCGUUGAAAACUCUGCUUAUUCUCGACCUCCUUUACUUCUGUAUUCAGGCAGCCAAGAGAAAGUAACCCAAAAUAAGGAGUCGGUAGGUGAAGACGACUGGUCCACAACCGUUAAGCAGAUCCUGGAGAAUGGAACCCAUGGUAAAGUUGAUGAGAUGAAGGACAUGUUGCAAAUCAGCCAGAGAAGUCCAGACAAACUCUCUCAUUUUGAUGACUGCACAUCACAUCUAGAACAGAGGAUGACAAAAUCUCGUUCCCUCUCCAAGAUGAGCAUUUCUUCGGCUGGCAGCUCUAACUAUCAUCUCCACCGUGAGGCUUCUUACAGCCUGGAAGACUCAGAGGAUGAUGAUGAAUCUGAGAUGCAUGUCAUAUAUAGUCCUGCCCUACAUAGGGAGCACUCACCAGAUGAGGUUCCUCCGCAGAUUAUUGAGCUCAACAAGCGUAUGUCAGCAAUCGAGGCUCUUUUGAGCCGUUUAGAGCAGAAACUGACCUUACCGGUAACUGAGGGAUCAGCAGAACAAGUUGAGCAGAAAGAGGAGGAUCUUUCUCCAGCUGACUUAGAGGAGCUUGAGCUCAGGAAAAAGCUUGAUGAACUUACAGAAAAAAUAAGUGACAAAGGUUCAUCUGAUGAGGAAGAUGCAAUGAAACACUCGGAGCACUCUCCAAAGAAACGAGGAGUUUAUCACACUCCAGUUAUAAGAGGAGCUUCAGCCGGAUUUGGAAAUGUCAGACAUGAAUGGCCUCUUGAAGUUGAGUGGAAAGCAAAGCCAAAUGUACCCAAGUCCUUAAAAAAGCAGAAGAGGGUGAGGUCCUUUGAGUUUAGCAACACAACCAGCUGUGAGUUGUCGCAACUAGAGGGUAAAGUUGCGAUGGCAGUGGCCAGCGUCCAGAGCACUCAAAGCGGGGUUACAGACAUUCAGAAAAGAAUCGCUGCUUUGAGUGCUGCAGGGAUGACAGUGGAGACAUCCCGUAGGCGGACUCCUCAGCCAUCAAGGACUAUGCAUGAAUUUCCAGUUAGAGGCAGCAAUGAAGCAAGAUCUUUACGGAAGCUGGUCAUUUGAAGCAACUUCAGCAUGCUAGUGCUCUUUCACAUAUUUGUAGUAGGCCAUGAUGGUAUACAAACUCAAAGAACAUUGACAGAUUCACUUAAAACAUAUGUGACCCUGGAGAGUCAAUUGAAAUUUAUACAUCAUCUGAAAGCUGAAUUAAUAAGCUUUCCAUUGAUAUAUGGUUGGUUGUAUCUCUGACAAUAUUUGGCCGAGAUUUGAAAAUAUAUUGAAAAUAUUGAGCAAAUCGCCUUUAAAGUUGUCCAAGUUCUUAGCAAUCAGAAAUUACGUUUUGAUAUAUUUAUAGUAGGAAAUUUACAAAAUAUCUUCAUGGAACAUGAUAUCCUAGUGAUUUUUGGCAUAAAUGAAAUAAUUAAAAAUUUUGAUAAUUUUGACCCAUACAAUGUAUUUUUGGCUGUUGCUACAAAUACACCCAUGCUACUUAGUACUGGUUUUGUGCUCCAGGGUCACAGAUUUCAUAUAUUAAUAAAAUCAGCUGCAAGUGUUUGUAGAUUUUCCAGCUUAUUAAUACUUGCUUUAAUCUCUCAGUAGAGGAGUGUAAGAUUAUUCAGAAAAACCUUGUAGCAUGUCCUGUUUCUUAGAAUAGAAAAUUUCUAUUAUGCACAUAAUAGAAAUUGUUUGCCUACACUUAUUAACUGCUGUUGUUUUGAUAAAAACUCUAUAUUUAUAAUAGUCAAUAUUUAAUAUCUUAAUUUAGAUUUCUAUGUAGUUUCUUUGGUAUAUUUCAUUAUAGUAUCUAAUAUAUUUUUCAUGUAUUAAAUGUUUGUUUUUUCUG